This is a messenger RNA of Penicillium griseofulvum, 1104 nucleotides long. RefSeq lists its product as uncharacterized. NCBI's taxonomy places the organism in Eukaryota, Fungi, Ascomycota, Eurotiomycetes, Eurotiales, Aspergillaceae. The transcript is spliced from 3 exons. Bases 1 to 1104 code for a protein of 367 amino acids. The record is from RefSeq and is a predicted model, not a curated record.
AUGCCUUCACCAACUCGCUCAUCACAUCGAGCUACCUCUCCUGCACCAAGCUCAAGUCGCCCUCACCGCAGCCGCCACAGCCGUUCCCACCGUCACCGACCCAGAGAGAGCUCGCGCUCGCGCUCUCCGCACCGAUCAGACAGACACCGAUCAGACCGCCACCACCGCCGUAGCGAAGACAAAGAGCGCGGGCACCACGAGCGACGACACAGAGAUGUCCCAGCGAAACCAGUCGUGCUUCCUUACCAAGCGCGCGAGCUCUCAGGGCGCGACCUGAAGGUUUACGAGCCUAUGUUUGGCAUGUACUUGGAUAUCCAGAAAGGAAAAUAUAUCGAAGACAUGGGUGAAGAUGAGGUGAGAGGGCGAUGGAAGAGCUUUACGCAAAAAUGGAAUCGCGGAGAACUCGCGGAGGGGUGGUACGAUCCCAUUACACUCGACAAGGCACGUCGGAAUGCAGAACGAGAACAGGAAGCUGGCCCGAGAGACGGACGCGAGUCGCCUGAUUAUACGCACGGCGAGCGAGCGACUGAAGCCCCGCAGAACCCGCCAGCAGGCGAUGAUGAUGACGAUGAGGAUGAAUACGGGCCUAGUCUGCCACAACCUGGUUCAGGGAGAAGCGGUCCACAAGCGGGCCCUGCGAUCCCAACUAUGCAAGAUCUUGAGCUUAAAAGAGAAUCUGCUAUUGAGGAUGCCAUCGCUGCCCGCAGUGAAUCACGCGAUCAGUACCGCGCUGAAAUUCGUUCGCAUAAAUCUGCAUUACGUCAACUCGAAGACGAGAUUGCGCCGCGAGCUGAGGCAGGUACGCGAGAGCGACAGCUCGAGAAGAAGCGAGAAGUUGCUGCGAGUAACCGUGCAUUUGCGGAGCGCGGUGGUUCGCCCGACCCAGCUCGGGAUGAGGAUUUAAUGGGUGGGGGCAAUGAGCUUGAUGCCUUGAAACGGGAGAAGGAGAAAGAUCAGCGUAAGAAGAACGAUCGUGAGAUCCGAAGAGAGGAGAUUCUUCGUGCGCGUACAGCAGAGCGAGAAGAACGUGCGCAAGCGUAUCGACAGAAGGAACAGGAGACUAUGAGUUUCUUGCAAGCUCUAGCGAAGCAGCGAUUUGGCUGA